GAUGGCAAUAUACACAAAGCGUGACAGCGGUUGUGUGACCGUGCCAGUUGACAUUCGACACUCAAUGUAAAUAAAGCCGGUUCCAUUACAUACUUAUACACGACGUUUGUGCUCUAAUAUCUCAAGGUGUCUAGGUUGUGCCACAUUAUGCCUUCACAAGUGACAUGGCGGAGCUUUCUUUCAGUUGAGCCAGUACUGCUUUUGUACUCCUAUUCCUUUUUCAUGAGCAUGCCUCUGCAAAGACAGUAUGCAUACUUUCGUUACAGCCAAGCCACAGGGUUCCCAUAUGAUCUGAAAGAAGAGAAAAACAUGUGCAGAGGUGGGGGAGAGAUCAGAAAUGCAACAUUUGUGAGGCUUGAAAAUGAGGUGCAAGAGCAUGCCUCGCAAUUCGACACCAGCAGUGUUAUGUGCCAAGCCCUCCCGGCCUUAAUAAUGGGCCUUCUCAUAGGUCCAUGGACUGACAGUGGUGGACGCAAGCUGGCGUUAAUGGUCCCGGUGCUUGGUUCUAUUCUAGAAUCACUUCUUACAAUCUGUGUGAUGCAUUUCUCAUGGCCUCUAUAUGUGAUAUAUGCUGGGAAAGCACUGAAUGGCCUGACUGGCUUUUUUAGUGCUCUCUUUCAGGUAUCCAUGUCAUAUAUUGCAGAUAUCAGUGAUCCAUCACAGAUAGCUUUUCGACUUGCGGUUAUGCAAUUCCUUAUAUUUGGCGGUGGUUUUAUUAGCCAGUUGCUAAGCGGAGUUGUUCUUAGCAAAUUCGGCUUCGUCUCGCCGAUGAAGAGCGUCCUUCUUAGCUCUACCAUAGCGUUUCUCUACCUUACACUCGCCGUUCCCGAAUCACUACCUGAGAGCAAGCGAUCCAAAACGCCUCUAUUCACCACAGACUGUCUUCGGCGCGUGUCGGACGUCUUCCGUAAAUCCCACGGCGGGAACCACCGCAAUGUGCUGGUGCUUCUGGCCGUUGAUUCUGUCUUUGCGAUGAUAACAAUGGGAGGAAAUGGCGCUGUGGCGAUGUUCUUGAUGAGAGAUCCUCUUUGCUUCACGCCCACUUUCCUAGGGUACUUUGUAGCAUCUAAGUUCCUGGUUGAAGGGCUUGGAGGAGUUCUUUUGAUGGCGGUAUUCAAGCGGCUUUUUACUGAAGCAAACGUGCUAAGAAUUUGUAUGGCGUGUUCUGCGUUAUCAUUGGUCGUCCUUGCAAAUACACACAGCACAGUAAUGAUAUUCACUGUUGUUCCACUUAUCAGCGCGCUGAGUGGUCCUUUGCUGCCCUCUGUGAAAGGAAUGAUGUCCAAGAUGGUUCCAACAGAGGAACAAGGCUCGUUGUUCACUGGGGUGUCAGCGGUUGAAACCUUAGCAAGGAUAUUUGGCGCAGCCGUAGUUAACGCUAUCUACGUCCGCUCGAUCGACGUAGGCAUGCCUGGGAUUGCCUUCUGGGCCUGUGCGGUAGCCCUUCUUAUACCAGUGGCACUGAUCAGCUUUUUGCAGAAGCCAAAGGAAGAAUAAGUGAGUAUGGCAGGAAGCUAACAAAACAUCGAAGAAGUUUGGCAGGCCGCUGUGACGAUGUUACAUUAACGAAAUUGUAUAGAAAAUCGUUAGAAAACUACUGACCUCGCGAUGCUUUCUUUAACUUUGCAGUUUAAAAUUGAGUCCUGUGUGAUGGUCUAGGAGAAAUCGGGAUAUGCAAAUUUUCCUCAAAAUUAUUGAUUCAAAAUAAGGUUGCACUCGGAGAAUCUGUGUCGUAACCCGCAGUAUUUCAUGGGUAUCAAAUAAAUUUAAAGGUUUAAAAAGCUUUAGCAAUAUUGUUUAUGUACCUAUAAACUAUUGUUUACGUACCUAUAAACGUUCCAUUGCGUUCAGGAUUCAGCCAAAAUAACGAGUAAAGGUAACCCAUGAUACUGAGUAAAAGUGGUACUCAAUUUAUUGAGUUAGCUUAACUCAAGACGAAGUACUCAAUUAAGUAACGAUAACUCGAAGUAUUGAGUAACACUGGUACUCAUUUAUUUGAGUUAGCUUUACUCAUAUAUGGGUAACUAAAGUCUCCUAACUGAGUAGCGGUAACUCAAAAUAUUUCCUGACCAUAUGGUAAUCGUUUUUUUAGUUAUUUUAACCCAAAUAUGGGUAACAUAAGAUUCUCAGUCGGGCAAAGGUGGAUACCCUUCGAGACACUGAAAGCGUUAAGGUGCUCAAAGUAGUCUAAGUCUCUGAUCGACAGCGCAAAUAAAUACUAUUUUACAGAUAUCAACAAGGCAUACACUGGUUCAUAGCUAUGUAUGAAUCUGACAUUAGCUAAAGACUUAUUAACGUAGCUUUUCCUAGUAUUCCCCGCAAAGAGGACACGAGACAAGGAUUUUGAAUUCUACGUGGAUAAAACUAUACGAACUCGGCUGUGAAUAGCUGUUAUACCCCCUAAAUCUUUGGAAAAACUGGCCGCUUUAUAAUGUCGCUUUGUACAAAAUACAGUGUCUGACUGACAAAUGUAUGUGGGAAAACAUUGAAAAAAUGAUUAUGCUUAAAAGAGGUUCGCGAGACUAGUAGUAAAGAGAAAACUUCGCAAACACGUCAGCAUUCCUU
This is a messenger RNA of Nematostella vectensis (starlet sea anemone), 2565 nucleotides long. Its product is annotated as proton-coupled folate transporter. Lineage: Eukaryota; Metazoa; Cnidaria; Anthozoa; Actiniaria; Edwardsiidae. Gene Ontology annotation, molecular function: transmembrane transporter activity. The record is from RefSeq and is a predicted model, not a curated record. Gene Ontology annotation, biological process: transmembrane transport. The coding region runs from base 148 to 1497 and encodes 449 amino acids. Gene Ontology annotation, cellular component: membrane. The transcript is spliced from 7 exons.